AGGUAUGGACUAAACACACUGUGGCAUAGAAGACUGCAUCAUCCUGCAGCGUUUUGUCGAACAAUUGGCGAGCGGCCGCAGCCGCGUGACAAUGAGAGAGGGGAGGAACAACUCAUCAGGGCGGUGCCGUCAUUCGGGAUGACGACAAGCCCACAAGCAGUGAGAGCGGAGCGAUCUUUGCAGACACUGAAACCAUUUGCGCCGCGCUUGUGACAGCAAUGCUGCGCAAGUCGGGCACUGAGCGCCGGCAGCCGGCGUUAUGGCGGCGAUGCCGCAGCCUCCGGCAGAUCAAGCAGGUCCACGCGCUCAUGGUCCUCCGGGGCUUCCUCUCGGACCCCUCGGCGCUCCGCGAGCUCAUCUUUGCCUCCUCUGUCGGCGUCCGGGGCGGCACCGCGCACGCCCGCCUCGUGUUCGACCGAAUCCCGCACCCCGACCGGUUCAUGUACAACACCCUCAUCCGCGGCGCCGCGCACAGUUACGCGCCCCGGGACGCCGUCUCCAUCUACGCGCGCAUGGCCCGGCACAGCGCCGGCUGCGGCGGUGGCGUGAGGCCGGACAAGCGCACCUUCCCGUUCGUGCUCCGCGCCUGCGCCGCCAUGGGCGCGAGCGAAACCGGGGCGCAGGUCCACGCGCACGUCGUCAAGGCUGGGUGCGAGUCGGACGCUUUCGUCAGGAACGCGCUCAUCGGCAUGCACGCUACCUGCGGGGACCUAGGUGCCGCGGCUGCGCUGUUCGACGGCGAAGCGCGCGAGGACGCCGUGGCGUGGUCGGCGAUGAUCUCCGGCUUCGCGAGGAGAGGGGACAUUGGUGCCGCCCGGGAGCUGUUCGACGAGAGCCCUGUGAAGGACCUCGUGUCUUGGAAUGUGAUGAUCACGGCAUAUGCGAAGCUGGGAGAUAUGGCCCCGGCGAGGGAGCUCUUCGACGGGGCUCCUGAUCGUGAUGUUGUGUCGUGGAACGCCAUGAUCUCUGGGUACGUGAGGUGCGGCUCGCACAAGCAAGCAAUGGAGCUCUUUGAGCAGAUGCAGGCCAUGGGAGAAAAGCCGGAUACUGUCACAAUGCUCAGCUUAUUGUCAGCCUGUGCGGACUCCGGUGAUAUGGACGCUGGCCGCAGACUGCACAGGUUUCUGUCAGGGAGGUUUUCUAGAAUUGGUCCUAGCACUGUUCUUGGAAACGCGCUGAUCGACAUGUAUGCAAAGUGUGGGAGCAUGACGAGUGCACUAGAGGUGUUCUGGUUGAUGCAAGAUAAGAAUGUCUCGACUUGGAACUCGAUCAUAGGAGGAUUAGCAUUGCAUGGACAUGUCACAGAGGCCAUAGAUGUGUUCCAGAAGAUGCUGCAGGGGAAUGUCAAGCCAGAUGAGAUCACCUUUGUUGCUGUCCUUGUUGCGUGCAGCCAUGGCGGAAUGGUUGACAAGGGGCAUGAGUACUUCAACUUGAUGCAACAAAGAUACAUGAUUGAGCCCAAUGUCAAACACUACGGUUGCAUGGUUGACAUGCUGAGUCGUGCUGGGCUGCUCAAAGAAGCGUUUGAAUUCAUAGGCACAAUGAAGAUCGAGCCUAAUCCUGUCAUAUGGAGGACCCUUCUUGGGGCUUGUAGGAUCCAUGGUGAGCUCGAACUGGCUGAGCAUGCGAAUCAGGAACUUCUGAAGGCAAGGAGUGAUGCAAGUGGGGAUUUUGUGCUUCUGUCGAAUAUUUAUGCUUCAGUUGGAGAAUGGCUGGGGUCAGAGAAUAUGAGAAAGUUGAUGGACGACAGUGGUGUCAACAAGGAGGCAGGCUGUGCAGUUGUAGACGGCAGUUCAAAGGAUGUAAUUGACUAAUACAAUCUUGUAGACUGUUCUAAUUGCAUUCUGUAUUUAAAAAGUUUUUCAUCUGUCUAUCAAGCUUCCAGCUACAGGGAAAUAAAUUGAACACCUCGUCCUGCUCUUUUGUCAAUGAAGAGAUAAAUGCCCAGUAUCACUCGUUGUGUCCAAUCGUUUUUGAGACAUUGCUGAAUUCUUUCAGAUUUAUCCAACUAGAAGGGCAUGUAAGUCUGAUUAAUACAUGUGCA
Molecule: messenger RNA, 2044 nt
Organism: Sorghum bicolor (sorghum)
Lineage: Eukaryota; Viridiplantae; Streptophyta; Magnoliopsida; Poales; Poaceae
Product: pentatricopeptide repeat-containing protein At5g15300
Exons: 1
Coding region: 219-1814 (531 amino acids)
Biological process (GO): RNA modification
Molecular function (GO): RNA binding; protein binding
Source: RefSeq, a predicted model, not a curated record